AUGGCAGUCAAUUUACUGGGUAAUUCAGAUGCUGAUGCGCGUGUUAUCCUUAAUGUCGGUGGCACACGUUUCGAAACAUUAAAAUCAACAUUAAAAAAACUACCAGCUACACGUCUAUCGAAACUAACCGAACAAUUAUCUUAUUAUGAUCCAAUAUUAAAUGAAUAUUUUUUUGAUCGUCAUCCAGGUGUUUUUUCUCAAAUAUUAAAUUAUUAUCGUACAGGAAAAUUACAUUAUCCCACAAACGUUUGUGGACCUCUAUUCGAAGAUGAACUAUCCUAUUGGAGUCUACAACGUGAAGAUGUUGAACCAUGUUGUUGGAUGACUUAUACAAAGCAUCGUUCAACAGCCGAAACAUUAUCAAUAUUAGAUAGUUUAGAAUUAGACACUGUACGAUCAUCUAAACAAGAAGUUCUGAAGAAAUUCGGUUGGGAUGAUAAUUAUGAGUAUGUUCAAGGUCGUUUGCCUAAAUAUAAAAAGAUGAUGAUGAUUACAUGGCAAAUAUUUGAAGAACCACGAUCAUCAACUGUUGCUAAAGUUGUAACUGUGAUUUCAAUAUUUUUUAUUCUUGUUUCGAUACUUUCCUUUGUUCUACAAACAUUAUCGAUGUUUCGUAUAACUGAAAUUGAUUUCGUUAACGUUUACGUUAAUAAAACAACGACAGAUCGAACACCAACAUUAAAUAGGCAACAGGUACAUCCAACAUUUGAUAUUGUUGAAUGGAUUUGUAAUUCGUGGUUUAUAUUUGAAAUAGUGAUCAGGUUUAUUGUGAGCCCCAGUAAAAAAGAAUUCAGUAAAUCUAUAUUAAAUAUAAUUGAUUUUCUCGCAACACUUUGGUUUUUUUUUACAUGGGCAUUAAUUAAAUUAAAUGUUAACGAUAACGAAGCGCUUGAUUUACUAUCGACCAUUCGUAUAAUGCGUUUGUUUAAAUUGUUUAAUCACCAUCCUGGUCUCAAAGUUAUUAUAACAUCAAUGAAAUAUUCAUCAUCGGUUUUAUGGUUAUUGAUAUUUUUUGUUCUUAUUGCAGUUGCUAUAUUUGCAUCCUUAAUUUACUAUGCCGAACGUAUGACGACAAAACAUCCUGAUGAGAAUAUGUUUACGUCAAUACCUGAUGCGUUAUGGUUUAAUAUGAUAACAAUGUCAACAAUAGGCUAUGGAGAUUAUUAUCCGAAGACAAUGCUUGGAAUGUUAAUUGGUGCUGUUGCAACAGUUGCGGGUGUAUUGAUUAUUGAUUUACCUAUGCCGAUUAUAGUUGAGUCGUUUGCAAAUUUUUAUACGCAUCUUCGUGCACGUUCAAAAUUACCUAAAACUCGACGAAAAAUUGGUCCAGCUGAGACACUAAUGAAAAAGCGAACAGCAAUAACAACCAUAGAAAAUGCACAAAAUCUUAGAUUACUUGGACAAGCAGCAAAAACAUCAAUGUUUGGAAGUAAAACUAUGAUAAAUAAUAAUCGUAUGUCAUCAAUGGCAUGA
Molecule: messenger RNA, 1473 nt
Organism: Rotaria socialis
Lineage: Eukaryota; Metazoa; Rotifera; Eurotatoria; Philodinida; Philodinidae
Source: the annotation of a GenBank genome assembly